AUGGAAACCUCGAGAACCUUUUCCGUCUCAUUCCGUGCUGCUUCGACGAUGACCACUCCGUUGGUAAUCCCUGCUUUGCUCGCUUCGUUCCCUCUGCCGUCGGGGAAGGCUGUUUCUAUGCCGAGGACUUGGGUAGCAGAUGAACGCGCAAGUGGGCUCAGAUGCACCUCACAUGCGUCCUACCCCUGCCAAGAAGGCCUCCAGCUGCCUGAGAUCUGCUUCCAACCCUCGGCCUCGCUUCCCAACACCAACGGCUCGGUUCGACUUUCACUAGAACAGUUCCAAUGUCUGGAUGACAACGCCUUCGCUUGGGACCGCUUGGACAAUAAUUUCAUCUGGGAAGAUCUGCCGACAGGUUUCGGCUUGCCGACGGAUGUGAAUCGCUUCUGUCUCUUCACAUUGCUCUGCUGGAGUGAUGACCAUGCUGAAGGGUCGGGUGUGUCUCGAUCGGCCAAAAGUUGGUUAACAAGAGAAAAGCGAAGCAAGGUCUUCCAGCAAUGGUAA
Messenger RNA from Penicillium canescens, 504 nucleotides. RefSeq lists its product as uncharacterized. NCBI's taxonomy places the organism in Eukaryota, Fungi, Ascomycota, Eurotiomycetes, Eurotiales, Aspergillaceae. The record is from RefSeq and is a predicted model, not a curated record. The transcript has 2 exons. Bases 1 to 504 code for a protein of 167 amino acids.